Carassius auratus (goldfish) is the source of this 626-nucleotide messenger RNA. It is a transcript of the gene timm9, whose product is annotated as translocase of inner mitochondrial membrane 9 homolog. NCBI's taxonomy places the organism in Eukaryota, Metazoa, Chordata, Actinopteri, Cypriniformes, Cyprinidae. Bases 124 to 393 code for a protein of 89 amino acids. The record is from RefSeq and is a predicted model, not a curated record. The transcript is spliced from 4 exons.
UGCCGAUGUGAAGCAACGGUUUGUUCUGUUCUCACAUGUCCUUCACAUCCUGAGCUCUGACAGCAAAGCAGCCUCUGUACUGUCAAUCAAUGAAAACGACGAGAUCUCCACUGUAUUUUAACUAUGGCAGCUCAGGUCACUGAAUCAGACCAGAUCAAACAGUUCAAAGAAUUUCUGGGAACCUACAAUAAACUGACAGAGAACUGCUUCAUGGAUUGUGUGAAAGAUUUCACUACAAGAGAAGUCAAGCCAGAAGAGACUACAUGUUCUGAGAGCUGCUUACAGAAGUAUCUGAAGAUGACGCAGAGGAUCUCAAUGCGCUUUCAGGAGUAUCACAUCCAGCAGAAUGAAGCACUGGCUGCUAAAGCUGGUUUAUUAGGACAGCCACGAUGAUCAUUUGCUGCUGGACUGAACCCCAGACCGUUACGACAGUCUCCAGCAUGGAGCAGAGGACGCAGGCACUGGGAACAGUGUUAGAAGUCCUCUAACUGGAUCAUUGGGAAUUUUGGUUUCCCUAAGGACAUACACUCUCGUUUCGACCACUAUGCUGGUCUUCCUUAAAACACGAAAGAUCUUGAUGGUUUUUAUGUUAAUGUGCUCCAAAAUAAAAUAUUAGUCAACUCUGA